AUGUCAAUUAUACCAAAAAAUGGAAGAGUGGCUGUGAUUGGCGGGGGAGUGUCUGGAUUAACUUUCUCUUACUACUUGCUGAGGCUCAGACCUGAUCUACGUAUCUCCAUCUUCGAGAAGAGCAACUCACCUGGUGGCUGGAUCUCUACCGAAAGACUAAAGAAUACCACCGAUGGAAAAGAAAUUGUGUUGGAAAAAGGUCCUAGAACCUUGAGGGGAGUCAGUGAUGGAACAUUGCUAAUAGUGGACAUCCUUAGGCAAUUGGGUCACGGAGAUCAGGUUGAAGUAAUGAGAUCCACAUCUGAUGCCAAUAGAAAAUGGCUUCUUGAUCCCUCGAAUAAUUUAGUACAGACACCGAACUCAUUGAUGUCUUUCGUCAAGUUUAUGGCAAGCGACAUUACUAACGGCGCAAUAAAAAGUAUAUUGAAAGAGCCGUUUCAGAAACCUUCAGAUACUCCAGGCAAGGACGAAAGUAUACGAAAUUUCUUCCAGAGGAGAUUUGGACUGGCUGCUUUGGCUGACAAUAUUCUUAGUGCUGUGAUGCACGGGGUGUAUAGUGGAGACAUUAGUAAGCUUAGUAUCAAUGCUACGCUUCCAAGGUUGGUGGAAUUAGAGAAGGAACACGGAUCCCUUGUGAAGAGCAUGUUCAAGAGCAUGAAGAAGAAGAAGAAGACAACAACGCCAACACUAUCUAAACAGCUAGCUCAGUAUCAGUCGUUGAUUUCCCCACUGGCAGAUAUGAUUAGUCUUUCUCAGAAGCUCAAGAAGUUCCCAAUCAUGCGGCUUCACGACGGGUUGCAAGUGUUUCCUAAGAUAUUGGCUGAAUAUCUACAAAGACAAAGUAACGUGGAGAUAAUCUAUAACUCAGAUGUGGAGAAGGCUGAUCUUAGGGGUAACCUCAUUGUAAAUGGAGAGCAGCUUUCCUUCAACCAUGUCAGAUACACGCUGAGCACGUUUGGGUUAGCUAAGAUGAUCAACGACGCAGAGCUUAGACGUAUCUUGAAUUCAUUUGAGCACACAACGAUUUUUUUGGCCAAUGUAUAUACAAAGAAGAAGUGCUUGAUUCCGAAGGGAGGCAGUGGGUUUGGAUUUCUCGUGCCGAUUCGAAACAGCAAUCCAGAGUGCCUUUUAGGUGUGAUUUACGACUCUGACUGCGAGCUGGACGCUUUAUCUUUUUUCCAAGAGCAAGCUGUGCCUAAGGCACCAUACCACAAAAUCACCCUUAUGAUGGGAGGCCACUUCUUCAAUAGCAGAGGGAUCCCCUCUACCGGAAUAAACCUCAAAACCGUCAAGAAAGUCUUGUCAGACAUUUUGCAUGUCGAAUUGUCUCAAUUCGAUAACAUUAUUAUCCGAGAUGAAGCAAAGGAGCUGGACAAAAUGGUCAAUGUAACCGACAACGACUUGCUCAUCUCGUACAACUUGCAUAAGAAUUGCAUACCACAGUAUAAUGUUGGCUUCCUCGAAAAUGUUGACAAGAUGAAGCAUCUCAUUACACAAGAGAGUCGCGGGCACUUUACCAUGGGAGGCACAGCCUUGGGUAAAUUGGGUGUCCCUGAUUGCGUCAUGAACAGCUUUGAGGAUGCUGUAUAUCUAUCACAAUAA
Molecule: messenger RNA, 1602 nt
Organism: Candidozyma auris
Lineage: Eukaryota; Fungi; Ascomycota; Pichiomycetes; Serinales; Metschnikowiaceae
Gene: HEM14
Product: oxygen-dependent protoporphyrinogen oxidase
Exons: 1
Coding region: 1-1602 (533 amino acids)
Biological process (GO): heme biosynthetic process
Cellular component (GO): mitochondrial inner membrane
Molecular function (GO): protoporphyrinogen oxidase activity, oxygen as acceptor
Source: RefSeq, a predicted model, not a curated record